Molecule: messenger RNA, 1293 nt
Organism: Xylaria bambusicola
Lineage: Eukaryota; Fungi; Ascomycota; Sordariomycetes; Xylariales; Xylariaceae
Product: BAG domain-containing protein
Exons: 2
Coding region: 1-1293 (430 amino acids)
Molecular function (GO): protein-folding chaperone binding
Source: RefSeq, a predicted model, not a curated record
AUGAGAGCCACUUUGCCAGCUGUUCCCCAUCUGUUUGCCAGCCCUAAGCCCUUCCGCAACAGCUGUGAAGACGACCCGAUUCUCGUCAAGGUGGCUUCCAGUCAGGUCCUUUCGGCAACUUCUGGUGCCUUCCAGAACAUCACCGCAUUCCUACCACCGGCCUUACAAACCUACCUUGUCACCACACUCGCUCACCUGUCCGACGCCGUCGCCGGGUCCAACGAGUACAUCGAAUCCAAAGGCGCAUCGCCCACAACCGUCUACUCGACCCUCGUAGGCGCUGCUGCUGUGACACUGCCUAUUCUGAUGGCGCGGUACGGGUGGCCCUCGUUUUCCGAGGCUCUAUCGCCCUUUGCUUCGCAAGCUAGCAGCCAAGACGGCCCGCACGUCACCGACGCUGAUUAUAGCUACAUCACGUCCGAAGAUCUAGAAACCUCACUACAGGCUCCUGAAGCGACUUAUGCCCCGCAAAACCGUCGAGCACCGCGCACUGCUGCCGUUGAGGAGGAUGAUGUCAUCCUGAUCAAACAUAAAGCGGUUACCUAUCCCGUACACUUUCCUGCCUACUCAAUCAGCGAUGGUAGGCUGACGGUGAGAGAUGUCCGAGACCGCGCAGGACUGGUGAUGGACUUGAGUAGUCGUCGGGCUAGCCGUAUCAAGAUGCUCUACAAGGGUAGGAACCUUAAAGAGCCAGAUAUCCCUAUCCGCGACUAUGGCGUGAAGAACAACAGCGAAUUGUUAGUAGUGGUACCGGAGGGAAGACUUUCGGAUGAUGACGACAGUAGUGGCUCGCUUGAAGAAGUUGUUGGUACUGAUUCUAGGGACGACUCACGGCCCCAGAAGAAAAGGAAGAAUAAGAAUGGCAAGAAGAAGCCUAAGAACCGGACGCCGAGAGAGACUAGCAGCAGUCUAGAGGUGCCCGGCCAGAACGACGAGGACGGGAAAUGGACAAGCCCUGACCCUUCGAGACACCCCUCCCGGGUGCCGUCUCCUCAAGUGCCCUCUGGAGCAAUUGAAAAGCUGGAGGCCAUCAGAUCCCAUUUUGACGCGCAGCUCCUGCCAUUGUGCAAGGAAUUUAUACACCACCCACCUAGAGACGCUAAAAAACUGGAAGAGGAGCACCGCAAAAUCAGUGAGACGGUGAUGCAGCAUGUGCUGCUGAAACUAGACGAAGUUGAAACUGGAGGAGAUCCUGACAUCCGGGCAAGACGGAAAGACCUGGUCAACUAUGUUCAGGAUAUACUCAAGGAAAUAGAUGAGAGGGUACCUGACGCGCUCAGGCAAAACCGAUGA